UAGCUAUUUGUAUGCUAAUUGUUAUUUGAUUGGUAUUUUUAUUUCUUAGGUACCUUUUUGGGAUUUCGGUUCAUGGAGAUAUGUUAUUAUUUAUUUUUGUAGUUAUAUUAAAGAUGUGUACCAAAUACUUCUAGAGUUUUCCUAAAAUUACAAAUACAAACCUUUUUUAAAAAUAAGUGUAAACAUGAGUUACUCGUCAUCAAAUACUGAAAAUGCAGGCGUAUAUGAACUUAUCACGAAAUUGUGCGAGAAAAUGGCUGAAAAAUAUUGUGAUAAUAGUAGGUUGUCGGUGAAGCUCUUGACAUCAAAAUUAAGGGCACAAUCAUAUGAAGUUAUUUUAAAAAGGUCUUCUACUAAAGCUUCCACACCUAAGUCUGAUCCUAUUAAAGAUUUACUGUCUCACCAAUUUGUAUCACAACUUACCGUUAAAAAUGUUGCUGAAUAUAAGCGUUCUAUUGCUCUAAAAAAAAUAAUAAUCAAUAUACGUAAACAAGAUUUUGGCGAAAAGAAAGAUCAAGUCAAUAAUGUUCUUAGAUUAUUAAUUGGACUUCAAAAUUCUAUAAAUGAAGAUUUAUCGAGUGAAAUGUUUCAGAAUCCAUUUUCAUUUGGUCUAUUUGAUGAAAUGCUACCAAAACCGAAGAGAGAGAUUUUUGGAUCACCCCAGCCAUAUGCAUAUUUUCCAAAACAUGUAUUUGAACUACCAUAUUCAUUGAAACAUCAAGAAAAUAUUAUGGAUAAAAAAAAAUGCUACACUGAGUAUACAGUUGAAAGUUUUGAUUCACGAUCAUUUAUUCCUGAUAUUCAAUCUCAAAAAGGCAUAGAUGAUAUGAAGUCAUUCCAGAGUCCCAUGUCAAUAGCAUCUAUGACAUCUACAGCUCUAUCUUCAUAUACAGAAAGUACAAUAAUCAACUGUCCUAGAUUGACAGCUCCGAGAGAUCUUCACAUACCAAAAUCUGAAUAUACAGAUGUUAAGGUUUCCUUAGUAAGUACAAGUGUAAAAUCAGAAGUACCAGAUGUGUUUCAAGUCAAGAGGGAUGACUCAAUGGAUAUAUGGGAGAUUGUAACACAAAUAGAUAAAGAUAUACCAGAAGAUAUUUGGGAAGUAGUAUCUAAGAUGCCUUUAGUCAAAGAAAGACAGCUGAUAGCCUCUUCUUCAAGAGAAAUGUGUCUAUGGAGAAGUAUCUAUGGCAGCGAAUUAUCAGAUCUUAACAUUAUUUCAGAAAGACAAUUUAUAAGGCAUAUCAUGUAUUUAAUUAUUGGUGUAGAAACAAAUUCUUUUCCAUUUAGCGAAGCAUCAAAUUGUUUUUACAUUAAAGACAAUUUGGUCCUAGAGGCAAUAUCCAAGGAACAUUUAAGAGGAUACAUUGCACCUUUGUUAUUAGUAGGCACAUAUUAUAGACGACUUUACAAUUUUGCUUUUAAUCUUACUGCUGAGGAUCACUUUCAUACUAAAGGACUUGUUUUUGAAGCUGCGAGAGAAGUGAUAAGAAGAUACUUGUUAGAAUUUCGUUUAACUGCAACGGAAAUAUAUGAAGAGUAUUGUAAAAAUAACGCAGAGGAGCUGAAUUGUAUGCCGACGCUAUUGCAGAUCUUGCAUCAUAUGGAACCAUUGAAUUAUGAGAUUGAAACUAUUGCAUCAAUAUAUAAAAUGGUCGAUGCAGAUUCAACUUCAAUACCAUACGGUGCUGAACUAAUGUCAUAUCUGUUCAAUGAAAUAUCCCUCGUGACACAUAGGAAGACAGCUCUUACUCUGUUCAAUUCGUUGUUUAGUAUCUGCAGGGUUUAUUUUAAAUUCAUAGAACGUUUUAUAUUCGAAGGUGAAUUGGAUGAUAUUUUUAAUGAAUUCUUCAUAAGGAAGGACAAUCAGUAUGUGAAUUCACGUUCGAAACGUUACUGGGACAAAGGAUUUCAUAUAAUGCUAAGUGUAGCGGUGCCUGAUUUUCUGAGACCUCUAGCAACGUUUAUAUUGCUAUGCGGAAAGUCACUGCGACUAUUGAAGCUUUGUAAUCCUAGUGAUCCUCUGGUCUUACUGAUAUCGUCUGACCACCCUUCAGUCCGCUGUUGUGCCAGUUUUGAGCAGCUGGAACGUCAACAGGAAAUUCUCGAUGUGUAUCGUACGCGCUGCUUGUUCGUUAGCGGCGAAACGGUUACCUUUGAACAGAUAUUGCUCAAAAGAGAAGCGGAAAGGAAAGCUUUUACCGAAAUGGCGUCUUUGAAACAGGCUGAAACUAUGGAAAAGAUUGUUGCUGAACGAAAAAGACUAGCCCAAUUGAUAAUAGCGGAAAAGCAGCAUUCGUUGAGGAUCUUGGAAGCGGCGAUGGCUGAAGCGAAAGCCAGUAAAACUAAGGGCAAAAAGCGUCAAGGAAAACUUUGUAAAUUAGAAGAAGCCGCUGAAAAGGCUACCGAGGAAGUGGAUUCGAAACUAAGAGACGAUGAAAAGAGUAAGAUAAUGGAAUACUAUUCAAAGUUGAACAUGGAAGUGGAGAAGAGUAAGAUACACACAGAGUGGAAGAUAAAACGUCUGCAACUAGACCAAAGUCGGAUGCAACUCCUCUCUACAGAGGAGAGAAAUUUGAAGAGAGAAAAGUUGGAAUUGGAACAUCAACGCAAUGAAAUUAUGGCGAUGUCCAUACAGAGUGAUUUUAAAUCGGACGAUGAUCUUGAUACUGUUGACAAUAAUAAUGGUGACAUGGAAAAUAACUCUACGGCUGGUUCAACACCUUCUGCUGAUAUAAUUGAAGAGCCCGAAAGUUCUGCAGUCUCAGAAUUCAAUAGGAACAGGGAAAAAACACAAAAUUCAUCAGACGUUUUUAACGCUAUUUGUAACGUCGCUAAGAGUAUUUUUGGCGUGUCAAAAUCAAAAGCAAGUUCACCCUGUGAUAAUGAAGUAGAAGUUGACAUUCAAGGAAAUGUUGUGAAUGCUGUCACGGAAAUACACCAUAAAACAAAAGCGGAUCAAACAUCUAACGACGUGAUUGGAGCGAACUUAGAUAAUGCAAUCGAUAAUUUAAGAUUUCUCGAAAGCAAACAAGAGGCUUUAAAAAAUAAACAAAAAGUUAUGGCUCAUGAGUUUGGACAAAUAGACAACGAGAAUAAUCAAAAAGACAUAUCGCCUACUAUAAAUUAUCCAUCACUCGAUGAAGAAAAUAAUGAAAAGUUUUUGACACCAAAUGCUGAAGCUAAAAGAAACAAGCAAAAAGUGUUAGGCGCUGAAUUUGGAAUGGUUAAGCAAGAAGUCAAAGAGAUUGUAACGGAACCACGAAACGAAGCACAAAAAGAAGCCCUCAUUAACAAACAAAAAGUAUUAGGUGUUGAAUACAAUCUUCCAUUCGAAAAUAUCCCUAAAAAGGAACCAGCCAAUGUAGCCCAGGAAGAGGCGAUACGUAACAAGAAUAGAAAUCUUGGUUCAAAUUACGAAAGAACUAUGAAAAUUGUAGCAAAAUUUGAUGCUGCUAAAAAGUCGGCUCUGAGGUUAAACUUAAAACCAUACAGUGAUACUAUAGUUACAAAAACGUCUAGUGUUACACCAAAUACAGGGGCGAUAACUCCAGGUGAAUUAUUUCCAGGGCUUGAUCUUGAAACUCCUACAACUGCAGAAAUGCCCUUGGAUGGAGCAAUGACAAGUGAAAUAUUUACACCGCGCAGUGAAGGUAACAAAGACCCGGAUUCAGCCAAAGUUAAACCCGACAAAGAGUUUUUGACAUCACAAGGGUUUAAUUUUUCUUUGAUCGUAGAAGAUGAUACUGUGGUGUCGGAAGACAUAAGUGACGCUCAAACAGAAGUGAGCCCUGAAAAUUCACCUUUAAAAAGCGUUGAUUUCUGUAAUCCUAUAUCCAGUAAACGAUCACUGUUUAAUAUAAUAGAUGGUUCGUACAGUUUAGAAUCAUUUGAUCCAUUUGGUGUGAAACAACUGCAAAACUAUUCUAAGGAUUAUUUUAAUAAUAAAAUAAAUGAAGAUAGUAAUUCUAUAUAUACUCAUCCAGCUGUCCUUAUGGAGGAAGUAAAGAAAAGGCCUUACAAUAACAUUUUCAUGUCACAUUGCGAUCAUGAAGAGGAAGAUCAGAAAAUAUCCUGUGAUAAUAUAGCAACACUGACAGCUUGCUUGCAAAGAUCAGUAAUGUUGCCAUUGACAUAUCAAUUGGAAGUCGUCAAUAAUUCGAUUCUAACACAUUUUCUUGUCAACUUAGACAUGUAUGAACAUUUAAGGAGUUUAAAGGAUUACUUUUUCUUAAUGGACGGAGAAUUUUCUAGAAGUAUCUGCCAUAAUUUGUUUGCAAAGUUAACAAAAACUUUGAACCCGCAAGAGCUGUUGAAUUUCGCCACUUUACAUAAUAUUUUAGAUAAGGCUCUAGGGUCAUCGAUUUCACAUGUUCACAAAUUUUCUGAAAACUUAUCAUUUACGAUUACGGAAUCACCCUUAAGUUUUCAACAUAGUUCACCGGAUGUGUUACAAUGUCUCUCUCUAACGUACUCCGUGAGCUGGCCGCUGAACAUCAUACUGUCGCAGGAAGCGUUGCAGCGGUACGCCAAGGUGUUCCAGUUUCUGAUCAAAAUGAGGCGAAUAUUUUGGGUUUUGAGUGAGGAUUUUGUGGCUCUUAAACUCACAGCGAAAUUAUCAAGAGAGCAUUCACGUAAACUCCUAAAGUCCUCUCAGUACAUAUCAGUGCAAAUAUACAGACAUAAUAUGGCAUCUUUAAUAAGGGCAUUGGACAAUUACAUUGUGACGACAUGCAUUCUCACAUCCUGGACGGAAUUCGAGAAAGAUCUUAAGAAAGCAAAAACGUUGGAUGACCUUUACGAAUGUCACGUGGUGUAUAUAAAGAAAGUGCUCUUUAGAUGCCUUUUGAAUAAUAGAUCGACGCCCGUUAUGAAACUAUUGAACGAUAUUUUCACUGUUAUAUUAAAAUUUAAUCGUGUUUUAAAAGCGGGAGAAUGGCGACAAAACGCGCCGAACAGCUGUUUCACGCACACAAGUUACGUUCAAUUGGAAGAACUUUUCCAUUUGUUCGAAAAACUUGCAAAGUAUUUGCACAAAGUCAUUACAAAAUUAAUGGAAUGCGGUUACCAGAGGCAUUUGGUUGAAUUACUGACUAUGGUUAACUUAAAUGGUUAUUAUGAUCCUGAUAGGUCGAAGGAAGACACUAAUAUUAGUUUGCAGUCUACAUAAAAACUUUUGGGAAAAUGUAAAUCAUAUAUUCAUCUUUAUACAAUAGUUAUAUAAUUCCUCGAUAAAUAAUUACCAGACAAAUUUUCAUUUUGUUACAUAAAUAUCAUUUGACAAAUAAUUAUGUUGGUUAGGUUUAGUUAGAACAUAUCAAUUUUUUAAAUUAAACAUUAACAUAGAGUGCAUUUGCAAAAAAAAAAAAAAACAUUGCGAAUUGAGUGUUUGUCAAAUGAUCUUUUAUAGAACGAAUAAAGAUGUUUGUCACCUGAAUCGUUUCUGAAAUGUUUUUUGUAUGAGCUUUUUAGUUUCUUAAGAAUGUGUCACUUUGUCUAUGGUGUGCUGGGAUAGUGAUAUUCUUCAAGUCAUAGAUAAGAUAACCCGUAUAACAUGAUAUAUAUGUAUAUGACACCAGUCAGUAAGAGUUUUAAAUUAUUAAUACUAUAGUAUUAGUGUAAUAAUUCGAUAGUUAGAAGAAUGUGUUUGUUUUAAAAACUGCUUGAUUAAGAUAUUAUAACUUAUCUUGUUACAUUUUUGUGCCUUAGAUUGUGUUAUAUAGUGGAAAUUUUUUAAUUAUAAUUUGUAACAUAUGUAUGAUUUUUCAAUGAAAUCAUGAUAACAUUUUUUAUAACUAUCAAGAUAAGUAUUUAGGUAUUUUAUUUAUAUGUUGGAUAAUUAAAAGAUAGUUACUAUGAAUAUCAUAAUAGCUUUAAAAAAACGAAAUUGAACUUUAUUAUUAUAGUAAUUAAAGUCUAUAAAUGAAUGCAAUCAGUCGAGAUAGAAUUUUGAAUACUAUUUUUUAUGUAUUGUCAUUGUUGUUGCCAUUAGUUCUGGAUGGAAUAUGAUGUCAACCAAGAAGUUGUAUAUAGUUUUUCGUCACCAUAAAGUAAAUUUAGCUUAUUGACGUAUAAUAUAUUCAUUUUCAUAUUAUGUGAUAUAUUUCCCACCAAUUAUAAUCAUUGAAAAUGUGUUUGUUGAUAAAUGUCGUUUUUUGUAUUGUAUGUUUAAAUAAUAAUUUUACUUUUUUAUAUUCGAAGCACAAUUACUAUUAAUUCUAAUCUCAUUGUUAUUUUAUAGACCUGCUUUUAACAGCAAUUUAAUUAUAAUACUCAAACUAUUUUAGCCAU
Molecule: messenger RNA, 6288 nt
Organism: Nymphalis io (European peacock)
Lineage: Eukaryota; Metazoa; Arthropoda; Insecta; Lepidoptera; Nymphalidae
Gene: Grip163
Product: gamma-tubulin complex component 6
Exons: 16
Coding region: 185-5167 (1660 amino acids)
Biological process (GO): cytoplasmic microtubule organization; microtubule nucleation; spindle assembly
Cellular component (GO): gamma-tubulin complex; equatorial microtubule organizing center; centrosome
Molecular function (GO): microtubule minus-end binding; gamma-tubulin binding
Source: RefSeq, a predicted model, not a curated record